This is a messenger RNA of Dacryopinax primogenitus, 1224 nucleotides long. Its product is annotated as mitochondrial carrier. The record is from RefSeq and is a predicted model, not a curated record. Gene Ontology annotation, biological process: iron import into the mitochondrion. Gene Ontology annotation, molecular function: ferrous iron transmembrane transporter activity. The transcript has 7 exons. Lineage: Eukaryota; Fungi; Basidiomycota; Dacrymycetes; Dacrymycetales; Dacrymycetaceae. Bases 193 to 1122 code for a protein of 309 amino acids. Gene Ontology annotation, cellular component: mitochondrial membrane.
CUUACCUGUCGUCUUCAGCGACCAUAUCCCACCGCAAACAAGUCCGACCCUUGGGACACGCCACUAUCACCGACACGUCGCCUCCCUAUCCUGAAACUGGAUCUGCAAUCAUCCGAAGUCGGAGUAUCGGGUGGGGAGAAAGAGCAGCUCCACGUAUACAAGACCAGCCCUCCUCCUCAGCCACCCCCGCCCAUGGCUGUAGAGGAUGAAGAGUACGAGGCGUUGCCAAUGGGGGUGGGAACGGGGGUGCACAUGCUGGCGGGCGCGAUGGCUGGCAUAUCGGAGCACGCCGUCAUGUUCCCCGUCGAUAGCAUCAAGACGCGCAUGCAAGUCUUUUCUACUUCCCCUGCAGCUGUAUACUCCAGCCUAGGGAAUGCGGUAGCACGGAUAUCGUCUACUGAGGGGCUGAGGACGUUGUGGAGAGGUGUCGCAUCCGUGAUUGUGGGCGCUGGUCCUGCACAUGCCCUCUACUUCGGGACAUACGAGUUAGUAAAAGAAACGACAGGAGGUAACAGGCCUGGACACCAUGUUGCUGCAACAGCUUUAGCAGGUGCAUGUGCUACCAUUUCCCACGAUGCGUUGAUGAAUCCGUUUGAUGUCAUCAAACAACGCAUGCAACUCUACGGAUCAUCUUAUCGGAAUGUCGCACAAUGCGCACGCUCCGUGUACCAAAACGAGGGCCUUAUCGCAUUCUAUGUCUCCUAUCCCACAACCCUCAUGAUGACGGUACCGUUUACUGCCGUUCAAUUCUCAACCUACGAAUCUAUGAAGAAGUUCUUGAAUCCCGAAGGCACUUACUCCCCACUGACACACGUAACGGCUGGUGGCAUAGCAGGAGGCGUUGCUGCUGCUGUAACCACCCCACUUGACGUUGCCAAAACCUUGCUGCAAACGCGAGGGACCUCUGACGAUAUACGAAUACGCAACGCACGAGGUAUGGUAGAUGCUUUCAAGAUCAUCUGGCAGCGGAACGGGAUCUGGGGAUUUGCACGAGGCAUAUCACCCCGAGUGUUGACGUACAUGCCGAGCAACGCGUUGUGCUGGUUAUGUUACGAGUUCUUCAAAGUGGUAAUUGGUGAUGCAAGCCGGGGGAGCUCGCACGCCACGGUCGCUGUACCAUGAUGGACCUUGAGCCUGCGUCCGUUAUUUUCUGCAUACUAUAUCGAGCAUACUUCGCUAUUUCGCACGCAUCAUAAUUGUAAUCUCUUUACACUUGUACAUGCC